AUGGAAGAUACCAGCGAAUCACACUUCGCAAGCAAGGCCUCGAGUCCCCGGCGAAAGUCCUUUGUGACCAGCCCCAAGUUGACGCUGAAGACCAGUGGGCUAUCCGCGCCUACGAAUGCUCGACUUGCCCGGCUCAUGUCGCCGCUCUCUGCAUGUACAACCUCGUCCUGUUCCGACACGGAGUGGCAGCAACAGAUGCAAGGAUUCGACGACCUCUACGAUGCCACCGACGACGACAACUCGGCGGAUGACGAAACGGAAAUCAGCGAUACCUGCUUCUCCGCGCCGGGCACCAGACCCGGGAGCUUGGUGACACCGAUCACAAGGAAUUCGGUGACCUCGACGAGCAGUCGCGGUAGUCGCAAGCGCUUGCUGACUCUGGAAAUCCCCUCGCCGACGACGUGGCCAUCCAUCAAUGGAACUCACAAGAGUUCGCCCAUUCCUCCGACUCCUCCGCCCAAGAUUCCUGUCUCCCCGUUGGCGCUCUCGAUGCUUGCCCGCUCAGUGCCUGCAUCUCAUGCUCCACCCUCGCUUGAUGGAAGCAUAUCAUCCGAUCAGGAGUCAAACCUGAGCGCCUUCACUCCCGACACACACUCUCUACCGGAUACCAAUUGGGACUUGCCGAAUAUUCAUGUGCGGCCUGAUUUGGAAGGAAGCCAAGAUGGAGACCUCAGGAAUGAAGACGGCAGUCAUGAUCUUCAGGAGGUGCCCAUUGCGAUUGAGAGCCCACAGGAUGAUUGGCGCCAUGUUCUUGGUCGAUUCCCUCAAAUUCCCAACACUCUUCAAGACCCAGAAGAGGUUUCCCGGGAACCGACCCCGUCGGAUCAGGGCAUCCACCUGCCGGAUGGCGCACUGGCGAUGCUGCAUCACAUCCCUCUCAACGGUACUCCAGAGGCCUGGUCUGAAACAUCCGAGGGGAAUGAUGAGAUGUGGCAGCUCCAAGCAUCUUCGAGUCGACCUCGCAGCGCUGAUGGUGUCACACCAGCGUCAGAUCUGUCCGGCUACAGCUUCACAGUGGCCGAGGGCUUCUACAAUCUACCAUGGCGGCGAGAGGAAGGAGAGGUUGUCGAGCAGGUAAUUGAGUGGCCGGAACGUCCUCAGGGAGACCCCAUCACUGCUGUUCGAGAUGCUGAGGGCCCUCCAACUGCCAUUCGACUUCCAUGUGACACCCCAACUCGCCCAGUCGCUCAUCAGGACAGUCCCAUGAGUGUCAGCUUCGAGGCAGUCCAAGAGAUCACAAAGACUGAGAGUGUGUAUGAGUAUGAUGAGACGUACGACCACGAGCUCCAGGAACGUGCUGCUGCCAGCCUUGAUCGAACCAGUGUCUGGCUCGCUGCUCAAGCGUCAUACCUUUCUGCCCUCAGUGAGACAAACCCCGUCAACGAGCUUGAUCCCAAAGAGGACUUCACAAAUAUUGUCCUCGAUGAUUCUGUUGAACAACAGAAUAUCGACGCCAAGAAGGCUGUCCGAUUUGUUGAAGGCGUUCCGGAAACUAUCAGCCCGAAGCCACCGGUCCUUGCCAGCAAGGAUUCAAUUUACUGGCGAGGCUUCCAAUCCCUUCGGCAACGAUUGGAGAAGGGAGAUGGCUUCCUACACCGGAAUGUGCGCUUCGAUGCGAUUCAAUCAUUCCGACUGGGCUUGGUCGAUACGCACAUCAACUGCCUGAUAGGCAAAUAUGAGCUCAUUAGUCCAGAGCGGCCUGCAUACAAGGGUCCCUUCUCUCAAUCGCCACGCAAAUCAAUCAUCAGCUCUGUCCUCGCCGAGAAAGCACAAUUUUCCAAACUUGAGAAGGAGCAACUCGUCCUCGCCCAACUUUGUCAACCCAUGUGGGCCAUGGAUGCUCUACGGUAUUUGAACGGUGGGAGGUUGUUCACCAGUCCUGCCGGGAUGCAACUUGCACGUACUAAGAAACCUCCUCAUUCAGGAGUUCCCAGACGCCGUACCGUCAGGAUCUUGGACCUGGGUGGUCAUGUCUCGUGCGAGUGGGCCUGGCAAGCUGCCCUUGACUUCCCAAAUGCUGUUGUCUACUCGGUCGUCACCAAGGAUCGAAUCAUGAACAGCGGUAUCAAGGGACCCCCCAACCACCGCGUAUUUUCCGUUGCAAAUCUGUGGGAGUUGCCUUUCGGCGACUGCAAGUUUGAUGUGAUCAGCACACGCUCCUUGCAUGCUCUGUUAAAGACAGAAGCACCUGCUGGACAUGAUCGGGAUGAAUAUGACCUGGUCCUAAAGGAAUGUCUCCGCUGCCUUCGACCUGGCGGCUUCCUCGAGUAUAUGGUCCUCGAUGCCGAAAUUUCUCGUGCCGGUUCAUAUGCCUCAGCAUCAUCGGUUGAAUUUGCUUUCAACCUGCGUACGCGCGGCUACGACCCCAGUGCCUCAAAAGGCUUUCUCUCUCGUCUGCGAAAGAGCGGAUAUGUCGGCAUCAAGCGUGCCUGGAUGUUCCUGCCCGUGGGCAUGGAGCCCAGCGAGCCGCAGCUACUACGAGAGACGCCUGCUCCUCGCGUGCCAAGUCAAAUUGAAGAGUACGAGGCUGUGCAAGGUCCAAUUGGCAGCACGGGUGAUAUCGCCAGUAUGACUGGUCUGCUUGGUGGAUGGAUGUGGGAGCAGUGGCUUGUCCAGUUCCGUUUGGAAAUGGGCCGCGAGAGAGCCAAUUUGCUUGAAGGUCUCGGAGCAUUGUUCAAUGAGGGGCGGAAGAACGGAGCAGGCUGGACCUGCUUGUCCGGAUGGGCGAUGAAGCCAAAGCGCACCAAGACUAUCCAGCCCAAUGAAUUGGGUAUGAUCUGA
This is a messenger RNA of Penicillium maclennaniae, 2781 nucleotides long. RefSeq lists its product as uncharacterized. The coding region runs from base 1 to 2781 and encodes 926 amino acids. The transcript has 2 exons. NCBI's taxonomy places the organism in Eukaryota, Fungi, Ascomycota, Eurotiomycetes, Eurotiales, Aspergillaceae. The record is from RefSeq and is a predicted model, not a curated record.